Drosophila mauritiana is the source of this 3356-nucleotide messenger RNA. RefSeq names its product nuclear receptor-binding protein homolog (gene Madm). The transcript has 2 exons. Gene Ontology annotation, biological process: endoplasmic reticulum to Golgi vesicle-mediated transport; intracellular signal transduction; protein phosphorylation. Gene Ontology annotation, molecular function: ATP binding; protein kinase activity. Gene Ontology annotation, cellular component: endomembrane system; cytoplasm. NCBI's taxonomy places the organism in Eukaryota, Metazoa, Arthropoda, Insecta, Diptera, Drosophilidae. The record is from RefSeq and is a predicted model, not a curated record. Bases 495 to 2417 code for a protein of 640 amino acids.
UAUGCGGGGUGACUAUCGAUAAGCCAGAGGCAUCGAUUUGCUCACAUUUCUUGGGUGUUUUAGCGUGAAAAAAACGCCUAAAUAAACGAAUCGGCAGCGUGUCAGGCAAGAAAGUGCAACCAACGGAUCGCCGUUCGCGACGCAGUCGAGGAUUGGAACAGCAGACACCGUCGAAGGUGGCGAAAAACGUCUCAGCAACCGCCAGCCGUCGCAGCGGAGUGUUUACUGGGAGAGGGGUGCAGUGGAGGAGCUGUGUGGGCGCGUGCGUGUGUAUGUGUGCGCCAGUGAGUGGGGCAGAGGCAGCGGCAGAGGAGCAGCGGCGGAUGUAGCUCGUUGCCCGGACCCCGUAGUGGAUACCACGAAGUGCUAGCGCAAACGUACGCAGUCCAACUUUGAGGCACAAAGAAAAUAAACACUGGAAACCGAAGACGAGGCCUUCUGGAACUGGAACAGCACUGCUCAACAGCCGCAGCCGCGUCGGUGACCGCACCCUAAUGUCAAAUAGCCAAGCGAAUGCCGGCAUCAGCGGUAGCGCGGUAGCGGAUGAACCCAUCCAGCACCACCCCUCCUUGGCGGCCGGUCCCGUAAGUGCAUCCUGCCCAGCAGCGACACCGCCGUCGCAGUCGACGCAGCAGCCCCCGCCGCACAUAGUUGGUGCCUCAACAGCUGAUGCGGGCAGCGCUGCGGUCGGCGUCGGCGUCGUCGCUGGCAGCGAGGGCGUCAAUCUGGACUCGUCGCCACGCGAGUCCGGGGACGAUUCGGAGGAUGAGAGCGAGAUUCUGGAGGAGUCGCCAUGCGGACGCUGGCUGAAGCGACGCGAGGAGGUGGAUCAGCGCGACGUGCCCGGUAUUGACUGCGUCCAUCUGGCCAUGGACACUGAGGAGGGCGUAGAGGUCGUGUGGAACGAGGUGCAAUAUGCCAGCCUGCAGGAGCUGAAGUCGCAGGAGGAGAAGAUGCGGCAGGUGUUCGACAAUCUGCUGCAGCUGGACCACCAGAACAUUGUCAAGUUCCACCGCUACUGGACGGACACGCAGCAGGCCGAGCGUCCCAGGGUGGUCUUUAUCACCGAGUACAUGUCGAGCGGAUCGCUGAAACAGUUCCUCAAGCGCACCAAGCGCAACGCCAAGCGCCUACCGCUGGAGUCGUGGCGCCGGUGGUGCACUCAGAUCUUGUCCGCACUCAGCUAUUUGCAUUCCUGCUCGCCGCCCAUCAUCCACGGCAAUUUAACCUGUGAUAGCAUCUUCAUCCAGCACAACGGCCUGGUCAAGAUCGGCUCGGUGGUCCCGGACGCGGUCCACUACAGCGUUCGGCGCGGCCGAGAGCGGGAGCGUGAACGCGAGCGAGGCGCCCACUACUUCCAGGCGCCGGAGUACGGCGCCGCCGACCAGUUGACCGCCGCCCUCGACAUCUACGCCUUCGGGAUGUGCGCCCUGGAGAUGGCCGCCCUGGAGAUUCAGCCCAGCAACAGCGAGUCAACUGCCAUCAACGAGGAGACCAUCCAGCGCACAAUCUUUAGCCUGGAAAACGAUCUGCAGCGCGACCUGAUACGAAAGUGUCUCAACCCGCAGCCGCAGGACCGACCCAGCGCCAAUGAUCUGCUCUUUCACCCACUGCUUUUCGAGGUGCACUCCCUCAAACUGCUGACUGCCCAUUGCCUGGUCUUCUCGCCCGCCAACCGCACUAUGUUCUCGGAAACCGCCUUCGACGGCCUCAUGCAGCGAUACUACCAGCCGGACGUGGUUAUGGCCCAGCUGCGGCUGGCCGGCGGCCAGGAGCGGCAGUACCGACUCGCAGACGUUUCGGGCGCCGAUAAGCUGGAGAAGUUCGUCGAGGACGUGAAGUAUGGUGUGUAUCCGCUAAUUACGUACAGCGGCAAGAAGCCGCCAAACUUCCGUUCCCGGGCAGCCUCCCCGGAGCGAGCUGACUCUGUAAAAUCGGCCACGCCGGAGCCUGUGGACACGGAGUCGCGGCGCAUCGUUAACAUGAUGUGCAGCGUUAAAAUCAAGGAGGAUAGCAAUGACAUAACCAUGACAAUACUGCUGCGCAUGGACGACAAGAUGAACCGCCAACUGACAUGCCAGGUGAACGAGAACGAUACGGCGGCGGAUCUCACCAGCGAACUGGUGCGCCUCGGUUUCGUCCACCUCGACGACCAGGACAAGAUCCAGGUGCUGCUGGAGGAAACGCUUAAAGCGGGCGUUAUGAGCGACGGUGCCGGUGCAGAGAGCUCCGGUGCGGGGGUGACGACCACGGCGACCAUGGCGGCCUUGGAGCAGCUGGAGCGAAACUGGUCGAUAUCCUCGGAUGCAGACAAGCAGGGCACUGCCGUGAUGUAUGUACCGCAGGAGCAGCAGCAGCACCAGCACCACGCGGACGGGGACGUCGACGUAGAACUCUCGGGCACGACGAGCAAUUGAAAGUAUCAGCUUAGUAUUCAGGGCAUGCCGGCGCGUAUUGUUUUUAUUAUAUUGGGAAAUUACACAUUACGAUUUUAUUAAUACUAUUAUUUGUUAUUUUUAUAUAUAUAUACCUAUAUAUAUGUGUAUAUGUAUGUAUGUAUUUGAAAUAAUAUUUAUGUAUGUAUGUAUCAUAAACGAUGUUGAACCAGGCUUCCAGGCUAAAGAUUUCGAUGACGUAGGACACGCGGCAGACAAAGGUGGGUCGCCUCUGCGAGCACGAUGAAUAUUCCAAAUCGCAGGAACACUUAGCGACAUGUCCUAGAGAAACUAUAAGUAUAACAAUUAUUUGGCUCUAAAUCGUACCCAGGAAAUACGAAACAUAAAAACCGACUCAUUGUUUCAUUUUCAUGCUAAAGACAAUGUUAUUAGUCCUAUAGUUUCUUUGGUAAAUUUGCUAGGAAUUGUUUCGACCCAUGUCCCAAUUGAAACCUCGAUCCACUGCGACACCUCGACACACACUUUUGAAAAAAGCGGCUAACGAGCUUGACAAAACCCAAAGCAUUCGCUUAGCACAACUCUGAAACGAGCACGAAUGGAAUUCGCAGCUCCCCGACUAGCUGCGGCUAGACAAGAUUCGAAUACGAAAACCCAGACACAUUCGAUUUCGAUAAACGAACAUCUGGACGCCAAUGUAAGGAUCAUUUUUUCUAGGACAUUAUCAAAUUUCAAAAGUUAGUCAUGUCGCGAGGAGAAGAAACCCUAAAACCGCUGUGGAAUGUAUUUAAAUGUAUUACAAAUAUAAACAAAUACGCAAGGCCACGAAAAAUAAUAAGUAAAUUAUUAAAGUAAAAACUAUGAAAACACAAGCAGAGCAUGCAACAAAAAAAUAAUACACAACAGACAUAGCUACACUAUUAUUAAACAAAUAAAGAUGGCAACCAGCUGACUAACUACAAA